This is a messenger RNA of Phytophthora nicotianae INRA-310, 1122 nucleotides long. RefSeq lists its product as hypothetical. Gene Ontology annotation, molecular function: protein binding. Lineage: Eukaryota; Oomycota; Peronosporomycetes; Peronosporales; Peronosporaceae. The record is from RefSeq and is a predicted model, not a curated record. The transcript has 3 exons. Bases 33 to 686 code for a protein of 217 amino acids.
AUCAUUAUUCAAGUCGGAAGAGAAACGCGAACAUGGCUCCAGGUGCGUCGGGAAACAAGAGAAGCAUACGCUGUGGCUUAAUACUAAUGCAAUUGCUACCGGCAGGCGGUCGAGUGCGCAAAGAGCUCGAAGAGUGUCAGAAAGACUCGCACUUGUCGGGCGUCACGGCUGUACCCGUAAACGCCGCGUCGCUUUCAGAGCUUCGCGGCUCCAUUAAGGGACCCGAAGCUACGCCGUACGAGGGCGGCCACUUCGAGCUGGAAAUCGUCAUCCCACCCAAAUAUCCGUUCGAGCCGCCGCAGAUGCGCUUCUUGACCAAGAUCUGGCACCCCAACAUCUCGUCACAGACCGGUGCCAUCUGUCUGGAUAUCCUCAAAGACGCGUGGUCACCCGCUUUAACCAUCAAGACGGCACUAUUGUCCAUCCAAGCGCUACUAUCCGCAGCCGAGCCAACGGAUCCACAGGACGCCGAGGUGGCUAAAAUGUAUCUCCACGACCACGAGCAGUUCCUCAAUACUGCGCGCUUCUGGACUGAAAGUUACGCAAAACAGACCGAAACAGGAGACGACGCUGCACUCUCCAGACUCAUCGACAUGGGUUUUCCCGCUGACAAGGCAAAGGCGGCACUACAAGCCGCUAAUGGAGACGAGAACGCUGCGAUCGAAAAACUAGUGAGCAGCAUGUAACUUCCUAUAAGCGGACGGCUAGCUGAAUGUACAGAUGACUCGCUAGCUCUUGCAGGAGCUUAUUUUUUCUUAGAUUUUGUGGUGCGACUCGCUGUUUUAGCAGAAACUUUCUCGUCCAGUUUCUUCUUGAGCAGUUUGCGUUUGUCACCCGUGAGUUUCUUGUUUGACACGUCACUUGAUCGCGUCAUUUGCUGCUGGAACGCGGCGCGUUCGAACUUGCGCACAGCGUCACCACAGCCGUGAACUUCAGGCAGCGCGUGGUCGUAGCAGAACUUGAGCUUGCAGAACUUACAGACACUGCCCAGCAUGGUGGUAUUCUUCUUGCAACGACUUGAGCUCUGGAACGCGCAGUUUGAGCUCUUGUUCGCUUGUCGAGUGAGGAAUUCCAGUUCAUCUUCGCCGUCUUUCAGGUCGUCGAUUGGUGCAGUAUUGACAG